UGUUCAUUCGAGGGUUGUGUUUUGCAGCACGGAGCCGGGCGGACCGGCAUGGGAGAACGCCGACUUCCCCAGCACCCCGCUGCCGCAGCUGACCGUCUGACUGUCUUCGCUCUGGACUCCAUGUGGUGCCCGCGCAACACUGCGGAGGGCGCCGCGGAAACGCAACAGUAAUUGGCCAAUGAUGCAAAUAUUCCACAAAUUCAGCGGUUACCCAUAUACUCUUACGGGGUGUAUUUAGACGGAGCCGGGUUUCGCUAUGAGCAAUUUCACCAUGUGAUCCCGAUAAGGACAUUAAUUUAAGGGAUGCACAAACAAGAAACCCAGGAAGACGUUGAAAACUGCCGGCAGCAUAGCGUUUUCCAUCGCAGAAACGAGAAUCUGGAUUUAUUUUCUGUCUGUUUUUUUUGUGAGAGAAACUAUUGUAUUCAUCCCAAGAGUCCAGCCCAAGCGUGAACCAGCAAGCCGAAACUGGGAUUGCGCUGGAUAAAUUGCCUUCGUUCCUGCGCUGGCUGUCUCGUGAUAAAUAUAAUUAUGGUAUUUGUACAUCCCCCUUCAAGAUGGACCGUUACAGUGGAUAUAAUAUACGCGGGGUUUCACAAGGCGUCAUAGUCAUAUUCCUUAGGAAUCGUCAAACUUUCCUAGCUAGGCAGAUCUUCGUGAAGAUUUCCUGACUAGUGGGAAGCAGAUCACAUUAAACGCGCUAGAAUGGAACCGGACGUGGUAUAUAACAGUCAAGUGGGCUUUGAACCGUGGCCGUACCGGCGCUUGAGCCGCAGUGUCAGCAGCGGCAACACCGUCAUGGUGCUGCAGGACGACGGCGCCUGGUACCUGGGCUUCAUCGAGGAUAUCGCCGAUGACCAGCAGCAGAUCUACGUCAACUUCCACUGCACCGCGUUACCGGCCGCCUGGCUGCCCGCCCACCGUGUCUUCCCGCACGAUUUCCUCGCGGGGCCGUGCCGGGACGCCGACACGGUGCGGGCGGCGCUGCGCAGCGAUCCCGGCGCGCCGCUCAUCUUCAGGCGCGCCGCCGUCACCGGCUGCUGCCACCGCCAACACGUGCCCAUGUGCUGCGUGCACGUGCAGACCACGGCCGACGGCCGGCGCCAUCUCCUGCCUCCGCUCCAUGUUGCCGCGCAGCGGUGGCCGCGGCGGCCGCUGCUGCAGCCCCCGGCGUCGCCCUACGAGGGCGUCUACGCCGCCUACACGACGGACACGCUGGACGUGGCCCACGUCAACAGUAUCGAAGAGAACCGGCUGCAGUUCGAGAUGCGGCGCGCGGUGUUCCUGGCGCAGCGCCGGGCCCUGAAUGGCCGGCCGUGGCAGAGAUUCCGCCGGAUCCAGUACACGCGCUAUUUCAUGCGUCUCGGCGCGGAUUCCGUUAAGUUCCUGAUCUGGCAGUGUCAGGAGGAUGAACGCCCGUGGAGUGUGGAGUUGCUGACGGAGUGCGUCCGGCGCUGCUUGCAGAACGGCGUAUUGGCUAACGAUAAUAUGGGUAUUCAUGCGGCUGUCACAGGGUACGACUGUACUGCAAUUUCGCAUGAUGGGGACGGCGACAGCGAGCGGUUGGGUGGUUUGCCGUUGGAAAUCAUCCAGUGCCUGCUGGACAUGAUGGAUAUCGUCACGCGUACCAGGCUGCAACGGGUCAGUGCAGCCUGGAACGACGCGGCCGCCCGCUGCGCCGUACUGCAGCGGCACUGUGUGCUGGACUUGGGGCUGCGUGGGCGGCGCAGUGCUAACAUGUACGAUGAAGCAUUUCGGCUGGGCCAGCUGCUGCACUGCGGUCUGCGCCGCGAGCGGGUGCAGACGCUGGUGCUGAGCCGGUGGCGGCCCGGCCAGCACUGGCAGGCCGAGCGCAGCCACCGCACCGGCAACGCGGACGUCAGCGUUAUUUGGCGGGUGGUUAGAAUGCUGCGGCCGGCCGCGGCGCUGCAGCGCAUUAUCUGCCACCGCUGCGCCGUCAGCGGUGAACUGCCCGCCCACUGGCCCUUGUUUAGUCAACUGCAAGCCAGCACCGAUGCGCCGCUCCACUGUCCCCUGCACCACCUGACCCCGCUGAUGGACGUGUGCAGCGGCCAGUUGAUCCUGGUCGACUACAUCCAGAACGAUGCCGUCUGCUAUUUCCACCAUCGACGACCGCAUCGGCGCGCGGACUUUACCCCCUUGACCGACGAGCCCUACCUGCGCCGCGACCCGGCGCCGCCGCUGCCGGUGGCGUUGCCCUUCCUGCGUCUGGACUGCGCCGGUCAGGAUGCCGUCGCGAUUCUGACCAGUAUGCGGACGGCCAUGGAGGCCGCCCUCCCGGAGCCGCCGGCGGAGAUGCGCCGCAUGGCCACGGACAUGUACGCGUACUGGCGCACCCGCGACACCUACUGGAACUUCCUCCACCAUCUCUUCACCGCCACGGAGCCGGGCGGACCGGCAUGGCAGCACGCCGACUUCCCCAGCACCCCGCUGCCGCAGCUGUCCCGUCUGACUGUCUUCGCUUUGGACUCCAUGUGGUGCCCGCGCAACACUGCAGAGGGCGCCGCGGGACCGCAGUAGUCCUUGCCGAGAUCCAACGAUCCAGUAUCGCUGACGAAGUUGAGCAGGAUUGCUAUGGAAAACUUAACCACAUGAAUGUGAAUCGGACGAUUAGGAACGCCAAAAGAAGAAGCGCCUUGUUCCCGGUUCGGAAGCAUUCGGCGCUCUGUUUCCGGUGAUGAUGGGUGUCGCCGCAGCCCGAGCUGGAAAUGAUGGAGGACAUAUUCUGUCGUGCCGCAGCAAAUGGGAUGGAGUGACAAGACCUAGAGAUCGAUCUGGAUGCAGAGGACCACCCAGUCGAAGUCCCCGCUGAACGCCCAGUGACGGAGGCCGUUCAGUUUGCUGACCUUUCGGACGAUUCUGUUUAAUAGCUUUCGCUGCCACUCUGGGCGGUUGCAAUUUUCAGCGCCGGAAGUGAUUGAAUUAAUGGCUAUUAUGCAAUGAAAUCAGUAAUACAAACCGAGUGCACCUCGUUGUUGAACCCGCACAAUCACAGAAUCUAUACUGGUAUUGUCGACUAAUCUUAACUGAGUGUACAAGUACACACGCCACACUUGAGCCCAGUCCCAAAUAAAUAAGCCGAUGGACAGACUCCAUAUGCAGACAAUUAGCAUUACAUUCGCUACCGAGAUGGAGUCGGCACUAGGCAGUAGUCCCGGCAGCCGUGCGGGAUGCUAGUCGCUGCCGAUGCUACUUGAACUGCUGGUUGAAGAACUGCUGCGGCCGCAGGAUGUACGGUCCCUGGGCGGCCCGGCUGGCGCCGCCCACCAACGGAUUACUGGCCACCGCCGGGCGCGGGGCGGCGGCCCCCGGGCGCAGGGCGUUCUGCCGGCCGAAGGUGGAGAUCUGGUUGCCCUGCGCGUCCACCGUCCAGAUGUAGCCGGUGUUGGUCAGCGUCUGCUGCGUGGUGAAGCGCCCGUCCGCCUCGCAGUCCGGCUGGAAGCCGCGCGUCUGGCCCUGCACUGCAACGACACCCACAUCACCAGCGCGUCCACUACGAGAGGGUCUCCCCCGAGGACUUACACUGCGGCAGACCGGCCUGCAGACGCGCCUGCCGGCACGUGCACUUGCCGGAGUUGAUCAGGCCCUGCGAGAGGUCGCCGUUGGGCAGCCGGAUCUUGCCCAGACUGAAGCAGGGCACGUUGACGUCCAGGUUGCGGUUGCCUUCCCAUAGGCCGGCCUCCACCGCGGCCAACAUCCAGCCGCAUCCCAUCAGGAUAAUCAACGCACGGGCCAUAAUGCGGGUUGUCUAAUAUGACAGGCAAACGAGGAAACGGCGCAACUCGUGCACAAAUCAACAGACUUUGAAGCCGGUAAUCCGCAACGGCGAGAUAACUGCAAAUGGCACGCGCACGUUUCCAGCGCCGACUGCCUGCCAAAUUUCCGUAAUCUCACGGAAAAACACGGUAUAAUCGGCUGAAAUUGUUAUUAAGACAACAUCCGUCAUCGGUAGAGCGCGGAAAACGUCCCGCAGGCAUUAAUCACGACCACACCGGUUGAGCGCAUGAACAAGCACUAAUAACAUC
This is a messenger RNA of Paramacrobiotus metropolitanus, 4046 nucleotides long. RefSeq lists its product as uncharacterized. Bases 706 to 2541 code for a protein of 611 amino acids. Gene Ontology annotation, molecular function: protein binding. The transcript is spliced from 6 exons. The record is from RefSeq and is a predicted model, not a curated record. NCBI's taxonomy places the organism in Eukaryota, Metazoa, Tardigrada, Eutardigrada, Parachela, Macrobiotidae.